GUCGAGAUGAUGGUCGAGUUGCUUCCCCAACUUGCCCAACUGCCGGUACAACCCCGCAUCAGGAACGUCCAGGAACCUCCCACAUCGCCCAACUAAAGAGGCUAAGAGCCACCAAUGCACCAUCUCCAUGUUCACCCAGUCUGCGUAUGCCAAGAAGGACCAUCUUGGGGCGCAUUUCCAUCGGCAUCUGGAAUCGGCACAUGGGAAAGGGACGCGUCUUUCCGUAUUCCGUGUUCCGUACCCCGUACCCAUCGGGGGCCAUCGUAUCUUUUCUGGUCCGUUUUUCCGAAACGUCGCCUUUUCUUUUCUUUUCGUCUCUGCAAGAUCCUACAUAAAUACCGGCUUGUUCACGGCAAACUUGAGGUGUUCUUCCCCCACGUUCUCUUUCUCCCUUUGGCUGGUUUCGCGUCACACCCUCUGGUCAUCGAAACCGGUCUCUCUACACUUCUUUCACUCCAAACAGUCCUCACCUGUUCCUACAGUAUUCUCCGACGCGCAUACUUGGUUUGGUGCCGGGAAGGUGGCACAGAGACAGUCAACUUGAGGACGGUAUUAUCGUGGUGUUUGGAGAAGGAAGGCGAAACUGCGAUGCAGUGAGUCGCCUCAACCACAUUAACCUACGAUACUAGGAUAGAUGAGGAUGCUACUUUGAAGAGAUGCAGGAAAUGUGAUGACAGCGUUCCGGCCUCCCCAUCGUGCUGAGGCUUGUCAGGUCCCGAACAUCUUGGACAAAACGAAGGCUGCCCCGUCCCUCUGAGACUGAGAUGCCAUGCCGUGGGAGGUAUGGCCCUUGCUUUUGUAGGUACCUGGGAUGAAGAG
Messenger RNA from Sodiomyces alkalinus F11, 819 nucleotides. RefSeq lists its product as hypothetical. Bases 115 to 597 code for a protein of 160 amino acids. The record is from RefSeq and is a predicted model, not a curated record. The transcript has a single exon. NCBI's taxonomy places the organism in Eukaryota, Fungi, Ascomycota, Sordariomycetes, Glomerellales, Plectosphaerellaceae.